AUGAUCCUCUCCGGAGCAGGCAGCAAUCCCGCCUUCGGCCGCGACCCCGGCCCGCCUCCCCCCUUCGGCCCCCUGACCGGCGCUCCCCCGCCCCCUGACUUGGGCGGCCCCCCUCCCGGCACCAUCAUGACCGUCCAACCGCCUUACUACACCAUGCCCGGCAUCCCCGGCAUGCCACACAUCCCCGGCAUGCCCAUGCCCCACAUCCCCGGCAUGCCCGGCCUCCCCGGCCUCCCACCGCACCUGUUCCCCUACUACCACCCCUUCUACCCGGCGCCCCCACCCCCCUACACGGCCGCCCCCGCGGGCAGCGAUUCAGGACUCAGGAGACCGCAGAAGUCCGUUGGGGAAUUCGUGCUCCACUGUUGCCAAGGAUGGAAGGAGCCCAAGCGCAAUCAAUGCAGAGGUCCUGGGAAUGUGGAGAUCGGCGGCCACACCUUUGGUCGGAAACUAUCCGAUUUUUCGGGCUCCUUCCGACCAUCGCAGACCGUCGAAACCGAGUCCGACGUGCCAGAGCAUGUGCACCAUAGGCCUGCCAAUAUUGGCAUUCCCCCUUCGCCCAAGCGACAAACCUGGCUCGAUUCCGACUUUGGCUUCGGCGCCAUCCCGAAAAUGGCUUCUGAACGCCGCAACGACCGCGGUGACCGCCAGCGUCGGAAGAUUCCGUUGGCUUUUGUGGGCAUUCUGGGCUCCGCUAAUACCCCGGUUGUCAGUUACAUCAAGGUUCUGCACGACCGGAUUCGGUUGUUAGAGAAAACAUGUACCGACCACGGCGUCCCCAUUCCACCCUUCGAGUCAGGAGACCCCGGAGAUGGAGCUGUGCCGCCGAACCGUACUCCCGUGUCUCCACCUCUCCCCGGGCAGCAACAACGGAGUGAACCCGGCCUCCCGGUCCGGAGCCCGGCUCAUGGCCUCCGGGAGCAUGCUUCUUCCCCGGCACUGCGCCCUCCAAUCCCGGUCACCUCUCCUGACCAUGACCGGUUAGAUGCAACCGAGUCAACAGCUAGCGUCACUGCUAUGGGCACUGUUACCACUGAAGAUGAUGUGUGUGAGACGUUCAAUGGCGCCAAUGAGUUUUACGGUAGCUCUUCUGCCGCCAGUUUCAUGAAAGAGGCGUACACAUCGGUCAAACCACACCAGACGCGCUAUCCAGGGACCAACGCGACGAGGGGUCAAGCCUACUCCAUGAACUUUGCAAGGCCAGAGCCAUUGUGUACCACCCAGUUCGCGCAAGCGGACAAGUUCGCCUUGCCGCCGCGGAAUCUCGCCGACCACCUCCUGAACCGUUUCUGGGAAAGGAUAUAUUGGCUACACCCCCUUUUUGACAAGGACACAUUUAUGCGGGCUUAUGAAACAUUAUGGCAGCCCGCCCACCAGCAACCGGCCAUGGCGGCACUACCCGGAUUGGGACUCGGAAGCACACCAGGUGCAGAUGCAGGGACCAUCGUCUUCCACUGCGCUCUGAAUACCAUUUUUGCCCUUGGCGCCCAAUUCUCCGACCUUAGUCUCAAAGACAAGGCCUCGGCAAUCGAGACCUUCUUUAACAGAGCCAAGGCCUUUGUCGGUCUAGACUUCAUCGAUAUGAACAAUGUCGGUGUCGUUCAAUCGCUGUUGCUGAUGGCGCUGCUGCUUCAAAGCACGCCGUUUCCUAACCGAUGCUGGAAUGCCGUAGGCCUAGCGUGCCGUGUUGCUCAGGGCCUUGGUUUGCACACCGACUCUGACAAAACCAAUCGGCCUCAGUUGGAAACUGAAAUCAGACGGCGAACAUGGCACGGCUGUGUGAUUUUAGAUAUGAUCGUCAGCAUGACCUACGGACGACCUACCAUGACGGCCCACCUGCCUGACCUUCCCGUGCCUUCAACUGCCGGAUUUGCGGAAUCACUAAGGCCUCCUCAACCGCAAGCUGGGGGCGGAGAGAUCCCAUCCAAGUUGUCCUAUUACGUGGAGUACAUUAAGCAAUGUCGGAUCCUGGGCGAGAUCCUCUCCAAUGUCUACCAACCCUCUGCCGGGGCACCAGCCAGUGGCCCACAGCCGUGGCCUGACCAAAAGCCGCACGGAAUGGACGCCAUACUAGAGCUAGACGCAAAGCUCUCGAGGUACGAGGCAGCCCUGCCUCCAAUCAUGUCUUGGAUGUCUCCUUGUGAUAUUAGCAACCUCGAUGAGGAUCGCAGAUCCGUCAUCACUGCACAGAGAACGGUACUUCGGGGAAGGCAAGCACCACGACUUCCUCCCUUCUCCGGUCAUACUAACAUUCCCCAGCUUCCUCUACCUACGACUCAUGCUCCACCGCCCGAUUCUCACGCAACUUUGCGCAGAGGCUGGAGCGAACCCUUCAGCAGAGCCGAACUCGCCAACGCGGCCAGGGGCCGUAUCAGCUGGUCAAGAAUUGUUCACGUCAUUCGCGGCGGGCCUCCCACCCUGUCCGCCGCAACGGCGUAUGGGGAAACUCCUGGCCCGGGACAACAAGCGGCCGCCAUGCAGCCCGACGACGCGCCCCUGGAUCUGGGCAACAAUUUCCAAUGGACGUCGCCUGCUGGCAACGCGGAAAUGUUUGGGGCGGGAUUGGUCUUUAACUGGGACCAGUCGCUCGACAUGCUCUCGGGCGGCUUGGGGAUGGAUAUUUAUCAGUAG
Molecule: messenger RNA, 2631 nt
Organism: Chaetomium globosum CBS 148.51
Lineage: Eukaryota; Fungi; Ascomycota; Sordariomycetes; Sordariales; Chaetomiaceae
Exons: 6
Coding region: 1-2631 (876 amino acids)
Biological process (GO): positive regulation of transcription from RNA polymerase II promoter by galactose; DNA-templated transcription
Cellular component (GO): nucleus
Molecular function (GO): RNA polymerase II cis-regulatory region sequence-specific DNA binding; zinc ion binding; DNA-binding transcription factor activity, RNA polymerase II-specific
Source: RefSeq, a predicted model, not a curated record